AUGUCCAGAAAGAGAAAGCAGGUUGUGCGCCCGGUCGUGCUGACGAUUGUCCUUGUGCUGACACUGCUGGCUGAUGAGACCGCCGCUAAGCGCUAUGAAGAACUUGGCCAGCGUCAUCAGGGAGACAUCGUGCUGACCGACAUCCAGUCCGAUGCGGCUACCGGUGGAGGAACACAAAUAGUGCAGGAUUCCUUUCGGUGGCUUAAAGGAAUCGUACCGUACGUGAUUUCGCCAGCGUUUACUCAACUCCAGGUGGAUAAGAUUACGGACGCGAUGAACCGAAUCUCUGGCUACAGCUGUGUUCGUUUUGUUCCGCGCACUAGCCAAGAUAGGCAGUUCCUGAACGUUACCGCUAGUCCGACUGGGUGUUGGGCUUCGCUCGGUAUGAACUUGCUGUCAAACCAACUCAAUUUACAACCGGAAGGAUGCCUGGAGACGGGCGUCAUCAUGCAUCAGCUGUUGCACGUGCUCGGCCUAACGCAUCCACAGUCCCGCCCGGAUCGUGAUUUUUACGUACUGGUGCAGGAGGAUGCGAUCGAUGCGGGAUUGAAGCAAAAUUUGGCAAAAUAUCAGCAGGGUGUGAUUGAGGAUUUUGGCAUACCGUACGAUUAUGAAAGCAUCCUCCACUGUCAGUCGGAUGCGUUCGGUUCGGCGACAUCGACACGUGCUACCGUUGUGCCACUGGCUGACGUUGAAAUUGGCCAGCGUAUCGAACUUAGCCUGAAGGAUGUGCGCAAGCUGAACAAGAUGUACGACUACGAGUACUGUGGAUUUUGCUAUCGUGGAAAUUGUAACGGGUUGCGAUCAGCCAACGUCUAACCGAACAAUUG
This is a messenger RNA of Anopheles maculipalpis, 830 nucleotides long. RefSeq names its product zinc metalloproteinase nas-14-like. The record is from RefSeq and is a predicted model, not a curated record. Gene Ontology annotation, biological process: proteolysis. Gene Ontology annotation, molecular function: zinc ion binding; metalloendopeptidase activity. NCBI's taxonomy places the organism in Eukaryota, Metazoa, Arthropoda, Insecta, Diptera, Culicidae. The transcript is spliced from 4 exons. Bases 1 to 819 code for a protein of 272 amino acids.